AUGCGUAUUAACAGGCACGACUGAACUCGUGCAUUGGCUGGAGGGGACGUAGCUUGAUCCGCCUUUGUGUUUAUGAACCGCUUCCUCAAGCUUGUGAAUUCCUCAACAGUGGUAUUUUGAAUGAUAUUAUAUCUCUUGAGUCCAUUGGGCGUAGAAGUUCAUCCCGCUGCAAAAGGACUUAACCACAACGCUCUCACUCAUUUGUGCACAAAUGAGGCACAAUAGAAAUUGGACAUGUUGCUAUGGGUCUCAAAGUUGACAUGGCCUUAUCAGACACCACCUCCCAGAUGGAGAACAGGAGAUAUGGCAGGUGGAGGUCCAGGAUCCCAGAGUUUAUUCACAGUGGUCACUCCAAGCCACUUGGUCACAGAGCAAGUGAUGAGUCCAGGCCCGCAUGUGUCCAGGAGGUCAAAGAUUCAGACAGAGAGCAAAGUGGUUGCAAAAAGACAGUCACCAUGGCACCUGUUUCAAGGUAUAUGACGGACAAAAGCCUCUACGUCAUGAGAAAACCAUUGAUUUCCUCAACACAAAGCCAGAUGCCCAUUCUAAAGAAUUCACCCACAUUUGAAGACUCAAACAAGGAACCUCAUUUAACCCUCAAAGCAGAUUUCCUGGAAGAAAAGGAAAAAAGUUCAGUCAAGCAGUCAGUUAAAAGUAUUAAGGAUGAUUUGUAUACAUUCUCCCCACCAAUGUCUAGUGAAGACCUGGAUACCUCCAUGAACAUAUCGGACCUCAGGUUGUGGUCAUGUGAUGAGGAACCUAUUUUUAACACUUUAUCCAAUGAACACAGUUUGUCCAGCUCUCCUACAGCUAUUUUGAGCCUUACAGUACCUCAAGUGCCUAAGUUGACAUCCACUCCUUUGAGUAGUUUUCACUCGCCCAACCAUACAUCUUGUUACACGAGAAGUGUUAAGACAAGAGCAGGUGAGAUGGACAAAGGUAAAGAUACUCUCCUUAACAAAGGAUCUUCCCAGUAUUACAAUAAGAACUAUACGCAUGUACCCAAACACAUGUCACCUUAUCAGGCCAACUAUUGGGCCUGCGCCAUCCCAAAUUCAAUGCCACCCUCCCCAGACCGUAGAUCCCCAAGCUGGGAUCCUGAUAAGGAAUACCAAGCACUCCUUGACUAUACAUACCCUUUAAGACCCAACAUGGCUAACACAUGGAGUUCACCAGAGUCUCUGUUACAAACUGAACCACUGUUGCAAGACUCAGGCAUUGAGUUGGACCACAUUCACAGCUCGUCCAGCCUAUCCUGUCUGGACCAAUCCCAGACCUGGACUCGACAGGAAAGAUACAGCCCAACAAGAGGCCAAAGCUUGACUGGAGUACACAGUCUAAAUCUAAGGAAAUUAUCAUAUUCUAAGUCCUCGGAUGAUAUACUGUCCAGCAGCCUGUAUUCAUCACUAGACCAAACUGGCUUAUCAGCUGAGAAUCUAGACUGUGACAAGAAGCAUUACCGUAAAUUUGGUGUCUUCUCUACAUUCAGGUCAGAUCCCACUUUUAUCAGAUCAAAACACAUCCUGGCUCGCCCUGGAUCACGUGACGAGUGGGAUGAAGAGUUCCUUCGCCUGCCUGAACAGAUAAAAGAACUCAAUUUGCUUUCACAGCAACUGAGGGAUAUUAGUGCCCAAAUAAGCAAGCCAGUUACCACCAGCUGGGAGUCUCUGGGGAGUGAGGUUACUUCUGUCAGGUCACCGACAGUUCAGGUGGAUAAACAGGAACUGGUGGUAGAACAAAGUGGUGAUGAAGAUCGUCUCAAGGCUAAGGAUCAUUCACAGGAAGCAGGUGCCAGAAUCCAGGCAAUUAGCCGAGAAGUGAACAGGAGGAACCUGAGGGAGGUGAAAACUAUUAUGGAUCAACUGAGUGGAAUGUCCAUGUCAGAACUUCAAAGGACAAUAUGUGUAGAUCAGGUUGAAAAAGAGCCAGAGGAGUCACUCAUGCAGCACAUAGUGGUAUUUUGCUCAAACCUUGAAAAGUUGAUUCAGUGGCUGUAUAAGGUGGUAGAGAAGGUAGAGGUUCUUUCCCCUCCAACCGUUGACUUAGACAGUGUCAAAGCCUCCUUGGCCGACUACAAGAGUUUUCAGGAAGACGUCCACGCUCAUAAACCUCUUACGACAGAUGUUUUACAGACUGGAGAGAUGCUUUUGCAUUGCAUGAGCUCAGCUUCUCCUUUUUUGAAGGAGACACUGGCGCUAAUAGAGAGACAGUCUCAUACACUGGAGACACAUUCAGAGUAUCUGUUCUCCUCUAUUAUCUCAGCCAUGGACAGCCUCACUGACCCCAGGACACAGGAGACCUCAGAGGAAGUUUCUUGAUGACUAGUUUGAGAAAGAGGUGUGAAAACAAUAACCUAUCUGCUUUACUGAGACAUUUUUGUGCACCUUUUAACCCACAUAAGGACAAUAACCGCAAACCAUUUUAUACUUGAUCAACAUCUCUUUUGUAAACUUUUAACAUUUAUAUAAUGUCUGUAAGUGCUUUUAUGUUUGCAGUUUACUUGUAUUGUGAUCCUUCUUUUACUACUGAUGGACGUUUCAUUAUGUAUUUAUAAAUGCCAUCUUUCGUGAAAUAUACAUUUUUUAACAUAUGUCUCCCGUCAGACAUUAACCUAAGAUGGUCCACUUUAGUAAUACUGUUAUGCUGUGCUGAAGAUGUACACAGACAUUGUGCCAAUCAAGAUUUUUACCCUUUUAAUGAGAGAUUACCAGAGUCGUAGUUUCUCUUCUGAAUAGACUAUGCCUACUAAAGUCAUUUUUUUUGUGAUUUACCAUAAAAUGUUUUAACAUAAAAUCAUACUAUAUAAUGUAAAGAACAUUUGGUGAAAAUAUAACCUUGAUCAUAUUUAAUAUUGACAGAGUAAGGUCAUGUCAAAGAUUGAAAUCAACGUGAAAUCAAUAACUGAAAUUAAACUUUGAUGCUCCUACUCUCAUUAUUAGAUUUUGAGACUUGUCCUGGUUUUCACAGACAGGAUCACAAAUAAUCUGAUUAAUGGUGUCAUCAUUAUAUAUAAUAAUAUAAACUAGAAACCUGGAGCUCUCUGGUCCAAAGCCAAAGAGACUUAUAUUGCUUAAACACACAGGUAACAUCCCUUUUGUUAACAUUGUGUAUUGGGGUUGCUUUGCAGCAAGAGGAAACAAAUGGACAGGCCUAAUUUACAUUUUUAAAGAGCUAUUUAAGGCAGCCAGAAUGCUGUGGUGUUCAUACUUUGCUAAAUCAGUCACGUUCUUAAUUGAAUUUGUGUUAUUGAAUGGAUGACAAAAUGUAUUACGAUAGAUCAAAAAAAGAUGUAACUUUGUUUCUGUGUUUUGUUCUUACACUGAUACUUUAAAUGUAACAGACUUUCUUACAAUAAAGAGCCCCCUUUUCAUACAA
Messenger RNA from Misgurnus anguillicaudatus (oriental weatherfish), 3375 nucleotides. It is a transcript of the gene cep68, whose product is annotated as centrosomal protein 68. The record is from RefSeq and is a predicted model, not a curated record. Lineage: Eukaryota; Metazoa; Chordata; Actinopteri; Cypriniformes; Cobitidae.